Brachypodium distachyon (stiff brome) is the source of this 1292-nucleotide messenger RNA. RefSeq names its product mRNA-decapping enzyme subunit 2. The coding region runs from base 77 to 1048 and encodes 323 amino acids. Gene Ontology annotation, cellular component: cytoplasm. The transcript is spliced from 8 exons. Gene Ontology annotation, molecular function: 5'-(N(7)-methylguanosine 5'-triphospho)-[mRNA] hydrolase activity; RNA binding; manganese ion binding. Gene Ontology annotation, biological process: nuclear-transcribed mRNA catabolic process, nonsense-mediated decay; deadenylation-dependent decapping of nuclear-transcribed mRNA. Lineage: Eukaryota; Viridiplantae; Streptophyta; Magnoliopsida; Poales; Poaceae. The record is from RefSeq and is a predicted model, not a curated record.
GCUGUACCUGUGUACGCGGUAGUGAGCGAGACGAGAGAAAGGAGGAGGAGCGGCGGGCGAGAGCGGCGGGCGGUGGAUGGCGAUGGCUGGCGGCGGGGGACUGAAUCGGUCGUCGUCGAGGGGGCAGCUGCCGCCGCAGGAGCUGCUCGACGAUCUCUGCAGCCGGUUCGUGCUGAACGUGCCCAAGGAGGAUUUGGAGUCGUUCGAGCGGAUCCUGUUCCUGCUGGAGCAGGCGCACUGGUUCUACGAGGACAACUCGGUCGAGCACAACCCCUCCCUGAAGUCCCUCUCCUUCAAGGACUUCACCUCCCUCAUGUUCAACAGCUGUGCAGCUCUCAGGCCCUACCGUGCGCACCUGGACGACAUCUACAAGGACUUCACCCACUACAAGUUCCGUGUCCCCGUCUCCGGCGCCAUCAUCCUCGAUGACACCUAUGAGAGGUGCUUACUUGUGAAGGGAUGGAAGUCUAGUGCUAGCUGGAGCUUCCCUCGUGGAAAGAGGAGCAAAGAUGAAGAAGAUCAUACAUGUGCAGUUAGAGAAGUUCUGGAGGAAACUGGGUGUGAUGUUUCUAAGCUUUUGAAAAUGGAUGACCACAUUGAAGUUUCAAUUGGACAACAGAGAGUUCGUCUCUACAUUAUUACGGGCGUUAAGGGAGAUACAGUGUUUGCACCUCAAACUAAGAAAGAGAUCAGUGAAAUCUCAUGGCACAGAAUUGAUGAUCUUCUACCUGCUAGUGAUGAUGCGAUAUCUCGUGGAGUGAAUGGAAUGAAGCUUUAUAUGGUUGCACCAUUUUUGACGGGUCUGAAAGCUUGGAUAGCCAUGCAUCGUCCCCAACUGCAUCAGAAGUCAGAUACAUCUGCUAGAGGUACCGUGUGGAAAGCGAAGAACCCCUCAGGAGUUUUCGUACCUGUCGAGAACCCUGUCAUUACUAGAGGAGGACCCGACCAACAACAUAUCGACAACCGCCCGGGUAGAAGCUUCAGAAGCUUCAGAUUUGAUACGGCAAGCAUCCUACAGUCUAUGGAUGCUUCAUUUCAACGUGCCUAGGAUCCUGACGAAGCAUGAAACCGUGUGCCCUUGAUGUGUAUAGACUAUGAACGGGUGUUGCUGCAUUUCUAUGAACGGGUGUUGUCUGUUGUUAGCUGCAUUUCAUGACAGCACGCCAUUUUCAUCUUCUCAUGUCCCUAUCUGUUGCUAUCUGUAAUCUAGAAUGCAACAAAUGCUUCUAUCGUCCUUGGAUUGUGAUGAUAUCAACGACGUUUCGCUAUCCUGAUUUCCUGCUUUUUGGUAA